Molecule: messenger RNA, 2489 nt
Organism: Pteronotus mesoamericanus
Lineage: Eukaryota; Metazoa; Chordata; Mammalia; Chiroptera; Mormoopidae
Gene: MCM7
Product: minichromosome maintenance complex component 7
Exons: 15
Coding region: 73-2313 (746 amino acids)
Biological process (GO): double-strand break repair via break-induced replication; DNA replication; DNA replication initiation
Cellular component (GO): MCM complex; nucleus
Molecular function (GO): ATP hydrolysis activity; single-stranded DNA helicase activity; ATP binding
Source: RefSeq, a predicted model, not a curated record
GGUGGAGGAUGGGAUUAGUGGGCGAGAUUUAGGAACUGAAAGAACAGGGGCGAUCGUACUUACGGAAAAAAGAUGAGAACCUUUCGGCUUGAGCUUGCUGCUGGGAGCGGGAGGCCUCUGGGAAAGAGCGCUGAGAUUCCGAAAGAAGGCAGAGACCGGAGUUCCCCUAGAGAGAGGGUAUUGGAAAAGGUGAAGAAAUUCCUGCAAGAGUUUUACCAGGAUGACGAGUUUGGCAAGAAGCAGUUCAAGUAUGGGAACCAAUUGGUUCGACUGGCUCAUCGGGAACAAGUGGCAAUGUACGUAGACUUAGAUGAUGUGGCCGAGGAGGACCCAGAGUUGGUGGAUUCAAUUUGUGAGAACACCAAGCGCUAUGCGAGGCUCUUUGCUGAUUCUAUUCAAGAGCUGCUGCCUCAGUACAAGGAGAGGGAGGUAGUAAAUAAAGAUGUUCUAGAUGUUUACAUAGAACAUCGACUGAUGAUGGAGCAGCGGAGCCGAGACCCUGGGGCAGCCCGAAGCCCCCAGAACCAGUACCCUCCUGAACUUAUGCGUAGAUUUGAGCUGUACUUUCAAGGCCCAAGCAGUAAUAAGCCUCGUGUGAUCCGGGAAGUACGGGCCGACUCUGUGGGGAAAUUGGUAACUGUGCGUGGAAUCGUCACUCGUGUCUCUGAGGUCAAACCCAGGAUGGUGGUGGCUACGUACACUUGUGACCAGUGUGGGGCAGAGACCUACCAGCCGAUCCAGUCUCCUACUUUCAUGCCUCUGAUCAUGUGCCCGAGCCAAGAGUGCCAGACCAACCGCUCAGGAGGACGGCUAUAUCUGCAAACACGUGGCUCCAAAUUCAUCAAAUUCCAGGAGAUGAAGAUGCAAGAACAUAGUGAUCAAGUGCCCGUGGGAAAUAUCCCUCGUAGCAUCACGGUGUUGGUAGAAGGAGAGAACACACGGAUCGCCCAGCCUGGGGACCACGUCAGUGUCACUGGUAUCUUCUUGCCAAUCUUGCGUUCUGAGUUUCGACAGGUGGUACAGGGUUUACUCUCGGAAACUUAUCUGGAAGCCCAUCGGAUUGUGAAGAUGAGUAAGAGUGAGGAUGAUGAGUCUGGGUCUGGAGAGCUGAGCAGGGAGGAGCUAAGACAAAUUGCAGAGGAGGAUUUCUAUGAAAAGCUGGCAGCCUCCAUUGCUCCAGAGAUAUAUGGGCAUGAAGAUGUGAAGAAGGCACUGUUGCUCCUGCUGGUGGGGGGUGUGGACCAGUCUCCUCGGGGCAUGAAAAUUAGGGGCAACAUCAACAUCUGCCUGAUGGGGGAUCCUGGUGUGGCUAAGUCUCAGCUCCUGUCUUACAUUGAUCGCCUGGCCCCCCGCAGUCAGUACACAACAGGCCGAGGCUCUUCUGGCGUGGGGCUCACAGCAGCUGUGCUGAGAGACUCUGUGACUGGAGAACUGACCUUAGAGGGCGGGGCCCUUGUGCUGGCUGACCAGGGUGUGUGCUGCAUUGAUGAGUUUGACAAGAUGGCUGAGGCUGACCGCACAGCCAUUCACGAGGUCAUGGAGCAGCAGACCAUCUCCAUUGCCAAGGCAGGCAUUCUAACGACACUCAAUGCUCGCUGUUCCAUCCUGGCUGCUGCCAACCCUGCCUAUGGGCGCUACAACCCUCGCCGCAGCCUGGAACAGAACAUACAGCUUCCUGCCGCACUUCUCUCCCGAUUUGACCUCCUCUGGCUGAUCCAGGACCGCCCUGACCGAGACAAUGACCUACGGUUGGCCCAGCACAUCACUUAUGUGCACCAGCAUAGCCGGCAGCCUCCCGCCCAGUUUGAACCUUUGGACAUGAAGCUUAUGAGACGAUACAUAGCUAUGUGCCGGGAGAAGCAGCCAACAGUGCCAGAGUCUCUGGCUGACUAUAUCACCGCAGCGUACGUGGAGAUGAGACGAGAGGCUUGGGCCAGUAAGGAUGCCACCUAUACUUCUGCCAGGACUCUGCUGGCUAUUCUGCGACUGUCCACUGCUCUGGCACGACUGCGAAUGGUGGACACAGUGGAGAAGGAAGAUGUGAAUGAAGCCAUAAGGCUAAUGGAGAUGUCAAAAGACUCACUUCUGAGUGACAAGGGACAAACAGCUAGGACCCAGAGGCCAGCAGAUGUGAUAUUUGCCACCGUCCGGGAGUUGGUCUCAGAGGGCCGCAGUGUCCGGUUUUCUGAGGCAGAGCAGCGCUGCAUAUCGCGUGGUUUCACACCUGCCCAGUUCCAGGCAGCGCUAGAUGAGUAUGAGGAGUUAAACGUAUGGCAAGUCAACACUGCCCGGACUCGGAUAACUUUUGUGUGAUUACAACCCACUUGAAACACUGGCGUCUAUUCUGCAUACUGUGCUUAAGCCCCCCCACCCCCUUCAAGGUCUAACAGUGCCCUUGAGAGGAAAGGAGGAUCCCAUCUUUUUCCUAAGCUGCACUUAUUUUAAAGUUCUGUUCGUUCUUUUUGCUAAUAAAGUGUUUAUAGAUUGAU